This is a messenger RNA of Melanotaenia boesemani (Boeseman's rainbowfish), 5618 nucleotides long. It is a transcript of the gene mgat5, whose product is annotated as alpha-1,6-mannosylglycoprotein 6-beta-N-acetylglucosaminyltransferase. The transcript has 18 exons. Gene Ontology annotation, cellular component: Golgi apparatus. Gene Ontology annotation, molecular function: alpha-1,6-mannosylglycoprotein 6-beta-N-acetylglucosaminyltransferase activity. The record is from RefSeq and is a predicted model, not a curated record. Gene Ontology annotation, biological process: protein N-linked glycosylation. NCBI's taxonomy places the organism in Eukaryota, Metazoa, Chordata, Actinopteri, Atheriniformes, Melanotaeniidae. The coding region runs from base 438 to 2663 and encodes 741 amino acids.
UGUCAGUUGGGUUGUGGGCUGAGCGAAGACAGGGGCUCGUGCGCUGCCUGGAAUCUCAUCUUCACAGUCUGCUCAACACAGCGACGUCUUCUACGGUUUCUCCGAUGUUUCCAGUCUUACCGCUACUCUAUAGCAUCACUUUGGACUUCCCGACGGUGCAUUUAGAAAAAAGGGCUAACAUAUGUUUCAUCUAGCUGCUACAGGCAGCAGGAUGCCGGACUCAGCUGCCUGAGAUGUUACUGAGCUAUGAGGAUGGGUCAGGGAAGGAAGUCAAGUCGGUGAGACAAAGCAGCACACAAACCCCUGAAAACCAGCUGCCUGCCAGAGCCAUGCUUCUGCUGUCCUGAUCAUUGCCUGGUACCCCUCCCCUCUACCUGCACCUUCCCUCAGUCAAAUCAAAGUCACAGCAGCCCCUUUCACUUCCCCGGCAAUUCAGCAUGGCGACACCCUUCCUUUGGAAGCUGUCGUCUCAGAAGCUCGGCUUCUUCCUGGUGAGCUUUGGCUUCAUCUGGGGCAUGAUGUUGCUCCAUUUCACCAUCCAGCAGCGAGCCAGCCAUGAGAACAGUGCUGUGCUGCGGCAGCAGAUCCUGGAUCUCAGCAAGCGCUACAUCAAAGCACUGGCGGAGGAGAACCAAAGUGUCAUGGAUGGACCGUAUGUUGGAACAAUGACAGCUUAUGACUUGAAGAAGACCCUCGCCGUGCUGCUAGAUAACAUCAUGCUGAGGCUCGGCAAGCUGGAGUCCAAAGUGGAAAACAUUUAUAAUGGCACAGGGGGCAACCUGACCAACGGCACCAGCCCUGCCACACCCAGCGCCUCAAACUCCGAAAAAGUCAACGUGGCUGACCUUCUAAACGGAGCCCAGGAGAAGUGCGAGCUGCCUCCUCUGGAUGGUUUUCCACACUGCGAGGGCAAGCUGAAGUGGAUGAAAGAGAUGUGGCGCUCUGACUCCUGCUAUGCUAACUACGGUGUGGAUGGGUCCACCUGCUCCUUUUUCAUUUACCUCAGUGAGGUGGAGAACUGGUGUCCUCGUCUGCCCUGGAGGAUGAAGAUCCUGAAUGAUGAAAUAGAUCGGAGGGGCCAGGCGGAGAUCCGAACCAGUUUUGAGGGGCUUUACCGCUCCAUGUCACAGCGGGAGGAGUUUCGCUGGAUGAUGCUGAGGAUCCAGCGCAUGGCCGAGCCGUGGGUCAGCGCCAUCCGCUCUCUGGCUGCCAAGCAGAACCUGGCCAAACGGCGGCGGAAGAAGAUCCUGGUUCACUUAGGCCUGCUCACCAAGGAGUCGGGUUUCAAGAUAGCAGAAAAUGCCUUCAGUGGCGGCCCAUUGGGGGAGCUGGUCCAGUGGAGCGAUCUCAUAACCACGCUGUACCUGCUGGGUCAUGAUGUCCGCAUCUCUGCUUCACUGGCUGAGCUCAAAGAGAUCAUGCGCAAAGUGAUGGGGAACAAAUCCAGCUGCCCCACCCAGGGCGAUAAGAUAGUGGAGCUCAUAUACAUCGACAUCGUGGGUCUGACCCAGUUUAAGAAGACACUGGGGCCUUCCUGGGUCCACUACCAGUGCAUGCUGCGGGUGCUGGAUUCAUUUGGGACUGAGCCUGAGUUCAACCACGCCCACUACGCCCAGUCCAAAGGACACAAGACGCCGUGGGGGAAGUGGAACCUCAACCCGCAGCAGUUCAACACUAUGUUCCCUCACACCCCAGACAAUAGCUUUCUGGGCUUUGUUGUGGAGCAGCACCUCAACGCCAGCGACAUCAAGCACAUCGAUGACAUCAAGAGGCAGAACCAGUCACUCGUUUAUGGAAAAGUUGACAACUUCUGGAAGGACAAGAAGAAAUACCUCGACAUCAUCCACAGUUACACGGAGGUUCACGGCACCGUGCACGGCACCAGCACCGUGCACCUCCCAAGCUACGUGAAGAACCACGGCAUCCUGAGCGGCCGAGACCUGCAAUUCCUACUGCGAGAAACCAAGUUGUUUGUGGGUCUUUCAUUCCCGUACGAGGGUCCUGCCCCCUUGGAGGCCAUCGCCAAUGGCUGCGCCUUCCUCAACCCGAAAUUCAACCCUCCAAAAAGCAGCAAGAACACCGACUUCUUCAAAGGCAAACCUACUCUGAGAGAGCUGACCUCUCAGCAUCCGUACGCGGAGGUGUACAUCGGUCAGCCGCACGUGUGGACGGUGGACAUCGAGAACUCUGCUGAGGUGGAGAGGGCCAUCCGCUCCAUCCUCAGCCAGAAGAUUGAGCCGUACCUGCCCUACGAGUUCACCUGUGAAGGGAUGCUGCAGAGAGUAAACGCUUUCAUUGAGAACCAGGACUUCUGUCACGGCCAGGUCAUGUGGCCUCCCCUCAGCACCCUGCAGGUCAGACUGGCCGAACCCGGACGCUCGUGCAAGCAGGUGUGUCAGGAGGAGCAGCUCAUCUGCGAGCCCUCGUUCUUCCAGCACCUCAACAAGGACAAGGACCUGGCCAGGUUUGGUGUGGACUGUCAGACGGUGGAGUCGAGCGCCGACACGGUGGUCCCAGCCUACAGCGAAACCCGCCACCACUGCAUCUUCCAGUCAGACCUGCUGCUCUUCAGCUGCGCCGGCGCCCACCAGACGCUGCGCCGCAUCUGCCCCUGCCGCGACUACAUGAAGGGUCAGGUGGCGCUCUGCAAGGACUGCCUAUAGCACCAGGAUAUACGCUGACGAAGCGCAGAGAGGAGGGAGGGGCGGUCAUUCCAGUCUCACAGCUGUCAAUCAAAUUCACACAGCAAACAGAAGGAAAAGAAACACACUGAUGGGACUGUGUUUGCUCUUCAUAUUUAUUGUUUCCCCUCAGCUGCAUCUGUCAACCCUUGCAUCCACCAGCAGGGGGCGCCAUGAGUCCAGCUGGGUGAAAUUACUUGAAUCAACAAAGGGAGUGGUGUUAGACUUUAAACUGACAGCAGAUGAGCUCUGAGCUGCCGCCUGGCUGGACUGCACAUAUCAGUGACUGCCUGCCCGUCUAACGCUCCCUCCUGACCGCCACCACCCGUCCAUCCACCCUAAUCUGAAACUGUUACUCUUUAGGUAGGUUUGCACUGGACUUGCACGCCUCAAGGCCCACACACACAAACACACACACACAUAAACACACACAAACAUACAAGAAGAACCCAGUUUACACUGUAACUAUCUUGUUCCUCUCCUCUGCACAACAGACGAGUGCCGACAAGUGAAGUAGAAAUCUAGAUUUUUAUUCUGGGAGUUUAAUCUUUUCCUGAAAUAACCCGUCUAUGGAGCCACGAUAGAGACACAAGUUUUGUAACUUUAUAUUUGAAACUGACAAGUACAGGAACAAAUCGAAUCUAAAAAUACAGAUUUAUAAUGCAAGUCUGAAAAGACAAGUCAAUUUUACAAGUCCCAAAAAAGCAAGUCAGUUUUACAAGUCAGAAAAACAAAUUAAAGUCAGAAAAAAACUAGUCAAUUUUACAAGCCUAAAACUAGAAGUCAAUUUUAUUAGUCAGAACGUACGGAUCAGCUUCACAAGUAAACAUUGUACUUUGUCUCGCAUACGAAAGAACCAGUCAAAUUUUUCAAAUUCUUAACCAAUCACGGAAAGAGGAGGGUGGAGAUCCUCCACAACCAAACUUUGUGUCGUGUGGAGAAGUACUGCUACGACUUUCUGACCAAGGCCAGUGCAGCUGUCCCUGAAGAUAAGUUGGUUAAUAGAAACUCAAAAUGUUUCCUUCUGGAGAUGGAAACACAUCUCUACUAUCAGCUAAUUCAGCUAAGGCUUUUAAAAUCUUUCGUUUAGCCAUAAACAGACUUGCCUUUAGGGGUUUAUCACGGUUGUACCGGCCUCUGUAAGCUCCCUCAAUCAUUGGUUAGGAAGAGAAAUCUGACUGGUUGUUGAGUAGGUGUGUAAAAUAUAGGACAAAUACUUUGUACUUGUGAAACUGACUUGUAUUUUCAGAUUCUAUAAUUUGUAGAUUUGACUUGCACCAUAAGAUACAAAUGACAAAACUUUUGUCGCUAUCGUAGCUCCGUAGCCCCAGACUUACUGUAGAGUCCAGUCAGCAUCGGUUUUAUUUUUCUUACUUCAAAAGUUGAAAAAAUGUUUGUUCUGCAAACGGCCAGUAGAGAUUUGUGAAAACGUGUCAGUACCCCGCCCGAUGCUCCGAGGGAGCGUUUUUAGUCGCCGCAUCGUAGGAUGUCGUGACGUUGUGUCGUAGUUGGUAGGCAGUAACGCCAGGACGUUCAUCUCCUAGACAACAGAUGUAAAUGUUUUCCGACAUGCCAACAAAAUGUCCGUCACAAAACCUCGCAGCUCCUUGUUUUUUCUAAAGAAUAAUUGUUUGGUUUUUAGUUUGCCUGCAAUCAAACUAUUUGUAGUUGUUGUGAUGAAUGGAAAAAAUGCACUAUGUUAAUCUGUCUGCAGAGGUUUGACGGGAUAUUAGUGACACUGUAUAUUGUUCAUAUGGGUUUAAAGUUUUUCUUUUGUAUUUAUUUUGUAUACAGAUCUUUAUCGCUGUGUUUUACUGGAAAGCUUUUUUUAUUUAUCACGGGUGUCUUUGAUUUUCCUUUUUACAGAUUUUUAUUUAUGGGUUUUAAUUUAAGAAAAAAAGAAAAGUGUACUUAUUUUAAAGUUUCUGAUCAAGACGAAAGGUUUGCUGCUCUUCGGCUUUCUUCAGUGAUGUUUUUUUUCUCUAAUCUGGAUUUAAUAUUUAAUUUAAAAUCAGUCUGAAAUGAUCUGUGUGAGAUGUCAAAUUUCUGUUCUUUUUAUUUUAUUGGUGGUUUUAAGACGAGCAGCAGCAAACAGCCUCGUUUCAUCCUGGAAGAAGCAGCAGCUUCGUACACUUGGUGUUUUCAUUUCCUCGCUGUCCUUCUCUUCUUUUUACUUUUACAGAUAUGUCAUCUGCCACCAAGUUAGUUUUAAAGAUCAUGAUGUGCCUUUUUUUGUGGUUUCAGCUCCCUUCUGUUGGAUGGUUCAUGUCGUUAUCGGGCACCUUCGGGUCCACCGGUACGAUGUGGCAUGUCAGGGUUACUUUAACUCAAAAAACCCCAGCUGACUUUGUUUUUCAGAUUAGUUUCUGUUAAAUUAAACUCAUUUCUCAAUAAAUCGGUUAAAUAAAUCAGUAUAAAUCUUAAGAUUUUUAUUUCAGCUGCUCAGGUUUGGAAACUCGGCAAUGUGAGGAUGAUGUUGAUUUAAACCUUAAAAAGUAAUUAGUUUAACCAGUAAUCAGAUAAUUGCAGCACAUGUAGAUGAAAUGGGUUUUCUGAUUUUUCCAUUGCCUUAAACUGAUUACUCAGCAAAUUGGUGCCUUCGCUCAGCGAAGCACGUGGCCCGACCGGGUUGGAAACAAGGAUGCUUCCACCCAGCCCUCCUAACCGAGCAGCUGCCUCUUUCGUUUGAGUUUGUCCGAAUUAUUUAGCUGUUUGGUUUCCGAGUAUCCAGAACAGAUCACCGUAUCAUCUUUGAAUGUCUACGUCCUAAAAAGCAGCUUUUAUCACAAAAUCCCACACUUGUUUGAAGAGCAGCGGCAACCGUUGUCCAUGCAGGGGGAUAAAAGAAAAUUUAAAAGUGGCAUUUUUGUUUGUUCUCACAGUCCUUGAUGAGUCAGAGGGUACAACUUUAUUUUUAAAUAAACCUUUUUUCUGUGA